GCUUCCAGCCCACAUUGAGCUUCCGGCGUUUAGAGACUUGAAGAUGCCUGAGCCUGCGAAGUCCGCUCCCGCCCCGAAGAAGGGGUCCAAGAAGGCGGUGACCAAGGCGCAGAAGAAGGACGGCAAGAAGCGCAAGCGCAGCCGCAAGGAGAGCUACUCGGUGUACGUGUACAAGGUGCUGAAGCAGGUGCACCCCGACACGGGCAUCUCGUCCAAGGCCAUGGGCAUCAUGAACUCGUUCGUCAACGACAUCUUCGAGCGCAUCGCGGGCGAGGCGUCGCGCCUGGCGCACUACAACAAGCGCUCGACCAUCACGUCGCGGGAGAUCCAGACGGCCGUGCGCCUGCUGCUGCCCGGGGAGCUGGCCAAGCACGCCGUGUCCGAGGGCACCAAGGCCGUCACCAAGUACACCAGCUCCAAAUGAUCGUGCCAAGCGGAGACCUGACAUCUACUCUGAGCCUCAUCAGCGCCUGGUGUCCUUUUUCCCCUGACAAGCGAGACAAUGGAAAUGGGUGAUACCAGCAGAUUCACGGAUGUUUUCUUCGGAAGGCCAGGAAGCAUCUGGCUAAACAGUUCUGUUAAAAAUGUUCACUGUAGAAAUUUGUGAUAAGACGCACAUGAGCAGGAAACUGAAAUCCUCUUAGCAAAAUUAAAAUACCCCUAGCAAAAGAAAGCUUUUAAGUGUUUGUGACAUGUGAAAACAUGUGAUGUACAUACAAUAAAUAUGUAAUGUAAAGCAAAAA
This is a messenger RNA of Meriones unguiculatus (Mongolian gerbil), 743 nucleotides long. RefSeq names its product histone H2B type 1-C/E/F/G/I. The record is from RefSeq and is a predicted model, not a curated record. The transcript has 2 exons. Gene Ontology annotation, cellular component: nucleosome. Lineage: Eukaryota; Metazoa; Chordata; Mammalia; Rodentia; Muridae. Bases 44 to 424 code for a protein of 126 amino acids. Gene Ontology annotation, molecular function: structural constituent of chromatin; DNA binding; protein heterodimerization activity.